AUGGCCAUGAGGAGUGUGCUCUUGGUCCUUGUGGCCCUUGUCUUGCUCUCCUGUGUCCCACCAGGGAGAAGUGGACCCAAUGCGUACUUAAAACAGGUCUUUUCUACAUGUUGGCGAACGCAUGGUGCUUGCAAGCCAAAGUGCGACAAAAGUGAGCUGUACCAUAUUUUCUGUGAUGUUACAAAUCUGUGCUGCAUAGAGAAAAAGUAUUUACCAGCACUGUCUGGGAAAUAG
Nycticebus coucang (slow loris) is the source of this 234-nucleotide messenger RNA. RefSeq names its product defensin beta 135 (gene DEFB135). Lineage: Eukaryota; Metazoa; Chordata; Mammalia; Primates; Lorisidae. The transcript is spliced from 2 exons. Gene Ontology annotation, cellular component: extracellular region. Bases 1 to 234 code for a protein of 77 amino acids. The record is from RefSeq and is a predicted model, not a curated record. Gene Ontology annotation, biological process: innate immune response.